Molecule: messenger RNA, 4269 nt
Organism: Melanotaenia boesemani (Boeseman's rainbowfish)
Lineage: Eukaryota; Metazoa; Chordata; Actinopteri; Atheriniformes; Melanotaeniidae
Gene: scamp5a
Product: secretory carrier membrane protein 5a
Exons: 7
Coding region: 281-973 (230 amino acids)
Biological process (GO): protein transport
Cellular component (GO): trans-Golgi network membrane; recycling endosome membrane
Source: RefSeq, a predicted model, not a curated record
AGCGAAGGGGGUGCGUGCGUAAAGAAAGGACCUUGCGUCACGUGACCGCUCUGACUCCUGGGCUCAUCAUUUGAGAAAUAAGGGCACAUAACUGUAUGACGAGCAGAAGAAUUGGGUCCCUCCAUCGGCGUGAUUUUAUGCAGAUUAAAUCAUAGGAUGCAAUUGAAACGAAUGAAAGGAUUCUAGCGAUAUUCUCGGAGUAAACGGGAGUUUGUCUGAAAGGGAGCUGAGUUUGAAGUUUGUGCUGUUUGCAAGUGGAGGAAAAUAGUAAACUGUGAUCAUGGCUGAAAACAACUUCCCUCCCCUGCCUCGAUUCAUCCCCCUCAAGCCAUGUUUUUACCAAGACUUCAAUGAAAUCCCAGACCAACGGCGCACAAUGUGCAAGAGGCUCUACUACCUUUGGAUCUUGAACGCUGCCACACUAGCUGUAAAUCUGAUUGGGUGCCUGGCCUGGAUGUGCGGAGGUGGCGGAGCCACAAACUUCGGCAUGGCCUUCCUGUGGCUCAUACUGUUCACCCCUUGUUCCUACGUGUGCUGGUUUAGGCCCAUCUAUAAGGCCUUUAAGACGGACAGCUCUUUCAACUUCAUGGCUUUCUUCUUCGUCUUCAUGGCUCAGGUGGUGAUCAGUAUUAUUCAGACUGUUGGUAUUCCAGGUUGGGGAGUUUGUGGCUGGCUGGCUACCAUCACCUUCUUUAGCACCAACAUCGGCUCAGCCGUAGUAAUGCUUAUUCCCACCGUCAUGUUCACUGCAGUGGCUGUGCUCUCCUUCAUCGCCCUCACAAAGGUUCACAACUUCUAUCGCGGCAGUGGUGGCAGCCUGGGUAAAGCUCAGGAGGAGUGGGCUACGGGAGCCUGGAAGAACCCACACGUCCAGCAGGCAGCUCAGCAGGCAGCCAUGGGGGCUGCUCAGGGAGCCAUGCAGCAGAACCAGUACUCAGCAGCUCCCACUUACAAUUACGACGACCCAAUGUAGGACAGACAAGGGGGCCAGGCAGCAGAGUGGGAGAGCUAAAAAAAGGGAUCAAUUAUGAACACAACUCAGAAUUAGGUGCCCUUCAUUAUAACACAGUAGGUUAAGCUGAAGUCAACAAAAAAUGUCAAGUAUGUUGAAAAUGUGUGUUAUCUGAAAUUUGACAUGUGGGAUUUAUUAUCUUUCGAAAGUUCAUGCUCAUGUCAAAAGUUAUUGAAAGCGCUGUUAUUGUUUUGCUGAUUAUUUUUAGCUAGCCGGCGUGUGUUCAUUUCCAAAUGAUUCAUAAUAUGGCUAAAGGCAGAAGGCUGAGGUUCAUCAGUUUUGCAGGCAGGUUCACAUUUUGUGUUUACAAAGUGACUGCCACUAAUAUGCUCCACUUUUCAUUAUUUCAUGACCUUUUAUGAGUUCCUAAAGGCAUCGUAACAGAAAUGUUGUCUUUAGUGUUUUAGCUUUGAAGGUCACCCAAUGCUAAAGCACUUAUUUCUUAGUUGAUGCACUUUACUAGCUAUUUGGCUCACAAUUUACACAAAAACUACAUAUUAAAAUUAAACGUCAAAUUAAGAAUGAUUGCCCAGUCAAAUAUUAGUCAUAAAUUUUGGGAAACUUUUUUGUCUUUUGCUUUUUGGGUCUAAAUGAAAUUAGAAUAAAUUGAAUGCUAAUUAGCUUGAGUUAGCAUACUGAUGAGAGUGAAACAGCUGGUCUGACUCUGUCCCAAAGAUACCAGAAAAAACUCACCAACAACCCUGAUUCUGUAACUAAAAGGUUUUUGGAGGCAGAUUUUGUUACUUUAAGAUAGUCACACUAGCUCAGGGCAAAGUCAGUCCUUGAAAGCCGCAAUUUAGAUGUCACCUGCUCUAACACACCUGAUUAAAAUUAAAUGGCUCCACAGCUUAAGUUCUUCCCAAUCAUGUUGACCAGUUAGCCUGAUUCAGGUGUUCUGCAGAAAGAAACAUCCAAAACCUGCAGGACAGCAACCCUUGAGGACCGACUUAGCCCAUCCAAGCUGUUUUCUGUUUCUUUCCCCAUUUUUUUUUUCUUUUCUUUUAAGCUAACAGACUGCUUAAUAUUUAAUAUUUUCCAUACAGACAUGCUAAAUAUCUUACCCAUUUAUUGUUUACACAGAGAAGAAAGCAAAUAAAAAUAGUUGUAAUUUUUCAAUUCCUUAGACUUAAUUUUUAAACAAAUUGAUUAGGUGCCACUCAUUUAAUAAAGUUUUAAAAUGGGUAAUGGCAUAAAAUAUACAAACUACACACCUAAACAGGUAGAUGUGGAGAUGCUUCUUUCAGGAUUAAUUCCACAUGUUUAAUUAGAUAUAGUGAUUGAAAUUUGCUCUACCACGUGGUUGAGUAGGACAUUAAAGGGUAAAGUUUUUUGUUUUUUUUUUAAACUGUACUUUAAAUAUUGAAUUUAAUUGUCUGUUGGGAUUUUUGUUGAUGUUGUAAAACCAGAUAAUCAGAAUAUAAAGCUUUUGGUUUGGUGACCUGUAUUUUCAACUGAUGACGAUUCAUCUUAAGCCAACUUUUUUUUAUUUUUUUUUUAUUGUUUUAUAUUCUCAGGAAAGGGAAAGGUAAUAGGGGUUUUUAAGCUCAUAUAGACAUUCAACAUGUUUGGCUUUGUCUUCUUUUAUCCUACUUGGCCAUUCAAGACUUGACUGCUGGUUUUGACAUACAUGCUUGUUAAAUGUGGAGAAGGUAGAUUUAAACUCAAUGUUAUCAUUUGGCCUUCAUGUAAAAGUGAAGCACACACUAUAUUUAGGGUUUAUUGGAUUAACAUUCCACAUCAAUGUUGUACAGGUGAAAAGUGAAAGAAAACAUUUCAGUUGGUGGAAAAAAGUGUGAAUAAUAGUGAUAUUUCUUGUGGGUGGUCAUAGGAUUGUAUGGUAUGAUGGAUCCCUCCCCCCUCAUUCCCUUUACAAAUUCUCCCACUUACCCCCUACAUGUAAAUGUUUCAAUGACUUUGUUUCUGAAGAUCUGAAUUUCAGGCCUCACAGUAGUGUGUCAUUUUGUGGCUGUUGGUGUUAUUACAUGAAUCGGUGUAAUAUAAAAACAGAAUAGAAUAUUAAAUCAAAGCCAAUUAUUUCUUUAUGGAGUGAAAUCUAACAGGAGGAUACUUAUCGCCCUGGUAAGACCUGACGUGUCGAGUUAGAGCCGUGUUGAUUUCAGGGUUUUUGCCUCGUGUCACUUCGAGUCUUUAAGAACUUCGUAAACAUUCAAUAGAUGGUUAUUACAGUAAAAUACAGUAUUAGACUUGAAACAGAUGUGAAGAUACGUAUUUGAAUGCUAGUAAUUUCAAAAUCUGUGAGUUGUCUUGUCUGAUUGUGAUGAUGUGAUAUUUAGUAGUAUGUUUGUUGUUUUACUUUAUGGUUCUUUUUUUUUUAUUAUUAUUAGUUUGGACCAAUCUCUGUUUCUCUGUCUUUUUUGGAUGAAGUGUGGAUGAGUUUGAAGCACACAUUUGUUCUGUCUUUCCAUGGCUGUUACUUUUUUAUUUUAUUAUUCUGUUGAUUUUAACUGUUUGUACUGGCUCACCUGUUUAUAUUCAAUGCAAACUAAAUUCACCAUGAAUUUACAGUGCAGCAAUACUAACAUAAUUAUAUUAAACAUUAAGUCAGGUUCAGUAAAAAGCAGGCAUUUGGAAAUAUUAACAGCUGCAACAUGAAGUGUCAUGGAAUAAAAAAGGGGCCUGCUUUCAACUUGGACUGUGCUAGUAUGAUUUUACAGUGUCAAAACAUUUUCACCAGCAGAUGCACAUACAGUAGUUAUUACCCUGUAAACGACACUACACAUCUGCUCUCUUAGAAAAUGCACAGCUGAUUAUUUCUAUACAUUAAGGACAGCACAAAAAUGAACUAUUUUCUGCAAGUGUAUAAAGUACUGAUGGGGAACUUUCUGCCAUAUGUGUACACGGCACAGUUCAUGCAUUAUAGAAAUUACAGCUGUGUAGUUAGUGUGUAGCAGGAACUGCAUUGCAUCAGACAGGCAACACUUUUCAUGUCGCUGUAUCAAAGCUUCUACAAGCCAUUUCCAAUAACCUUUCCCAUGUUCCCACAUGUACUGUACUGUAUGUUGUAUGAAAUGUAUUAUCAUGUACUAUAUCAUGAGUAGUUAUGAAUAUAUAAUUACUGGAAGUAAAUAUUUGCCAUGGAUAAACACACUCAGUAGGAACGUGCUCUGAUUAGAUGAAUGAAAUGUUUGAUGGGGCUGAGUCUUCAUAGGUGACGUAAAUGAGGAAUACAUUUUUUUGUGAAUUACUUUUGUAUUAUUUGGUCUUAUCCUAAUAGAUAUUAAAUAGUUCUUGUUGCA